AUGGUAAACUCGCUUCUCGCCUGGACCGAGGACGAGCUCCAGUACCUCAACGCCGUCCUGCGAUGGAAAGAUGCGCCCGCGGAAGAAUACAAGCGACUCUCCGACGGUGGCGCAAAUGAUGCGCUGUCCAAACUCGACCUGCAGGGCUCGAAAUCGGUGCAAGAAACUAAAGAAGAGGAAAUCAUGAUCCUCGUUCUCGGUGCCGAAGGCGUAGGAAAGACGGCUCUUGUCCAAAAGUUUGCCAAAACCCACCACCACCCCUCCACCUCGAAACCCAACCGCUACCUGCUCACCCUCCCCUCAGAUCACUCUUCCGGCAGGGACAAGUCGACUACCUACACCCUCCAUACUCUCGAGCUCCCCCAUCCCUGGUCCACCACCACGCGCACUACACACCCGCACCUUUGGACGCGCACUCUGACUGAGUACGACGGCGCCAUGAUCCUCUACUCCGUCACCGACCCUUCCUCCCUCGAGCACGCCACAUCCAUCGCCUCCGCCAUCCGUGACCACUUUGCCUCCCUCCCUCAGUUCAGCGAGGACUUGGUCCCCUUCAACAAACCGAUCGGCAGAGGAUCCAAAGCGCACUACCUCCACUUCAAAAAGACUACCAAGAAUGUAGUCAGAGAAUUCGCCAUGGUUCUUGUAGGAAACAAAAGCGACGUGGACAUCCUGGGCGGCGCAGCUAUUGCUGCCACUGCCGCCGCAACCGCAGGCUCACUGAGCGGGCUCGGCCUUGGACUCAGCGGGAUUGGAGAGAGGAAGUUGUCGACAAAGGAAGGAAAAGAAGCCGCCAAGAAACUGGGACUGGCUGAGGCGUGGUUUGAGACGUCGGCGGGCGUGACGGGGGAGAAUGUCGAUGUCGUUUUUGAGCGGGUCGCUAGGGAGGCGGUGAGGAAUAGGAGAGAGUAUAGGGAGAAGAAAGGAGAGCUUGAGAGAAAUGGGAGCGAGGCGUUGUUGAAGAGGGAUUCGGAGAUGGCGGAGAGUACCGCUACAAAGAGCAAGGGUGUUGGUGGAUUAUGGAGGAGUCUUACGACGGGGUGGUUGCCGUUGUUUGGGAAGAAGAAGGGUUAG
Molecule: messenger RNA, 1074 nt
Organism: Sordaria macrospora k-hell
Lineage: Eukaryota; Fungi; Ascomycota; Sordariomycetes; Sordariales; Sordariaceae
Biological process (GO): signal transduction
Cellular component (GO): plasma membrane
Molecular function (GO): GTPase activity; GDP binding; GTP binding
Source: RefSeq, a predicted model, not a curated record